UUCAGGUGUGCAUGUUGGGUAAAGCACUUACCACAUUCAUCACAUUCGUAUGGUUUCUGUCCUGUUUAUAAUUCCUGUCCUGUGUGAAUCCUUAGAUGUGUUGUCAGGGCUCCAGAUUGGGUAAAGCAUUUGCCGCAUUCAUCACAUUUGUAUGGUUCCUGUCCUGAGUGAAUCCUUAGGUGUACUUUCAACUGUCCAGAUUGUUGUAUUAUGUAUGAUUGCGUGACGUUGUAUGACGUCACGGUUUUGAGAUAAUAAAGUCACUUAGCACUUGAACGUCGUACAAUAUGGUGGCAGCCCUGAGGACCCGCUAAAAAUCAGUUUUUAGCAGCCUUAUAUCCAAGUGAACAAGUCAGCGUUUUAUCUGGGACAUUCCGUUGGACAAACCGAAGAAAAACAGGGAAAAAACUGUGGGAGACACUAUCCGUUCGACACUCUGCACAAAAACUUCACCUCAGCGAGUAUAGUUCAAGGGACAACAUACCGCCGACUUCAAUUCACCGAGCUGGAAAGAAACACAAGAACCACAGACAGCUACCACACACUGGAAAGUACAAUCUACGUCUACUUAACAGCUGAGUUGAUUUAUUCAAAGAGUAUUUUCUGUAAAUAAGCUUACAAAGACAAGCUUACCGUUGUCAGAAAUAAACUACGACAAGCCGGCAGAUUCACAUCAAUUCCAACUGUGGGAGGACUUUCAUCUCAAGCGGUAAUGGCUACAUAUCAGAUCCCAGCCCCACCCCCAAUGUCGUUACAGGGAGACGUAGUGGAGAACUGGCGGGACUUCGAAUCCUCAUGGGACUAUUAUACCAUUGCUACCGAUCUAAGGUCGAAAUUGACAUCCCCUCCAGGCAAGGAAAUAGUAGCCGCAACACUUUGCACGGUAAUGGGCCCUGAAAGCAAGAAGAUAAUGAACUCAUUACCCACCCUGACCAACGCCGACAAGAAAGACCCGAAGAGGAUUAUAGAAGAGCUUAAAAAAUACUUUGUACCCCAACGCAACGUGCUGUAUGAACGGUUUGUUUUCAACUCUGCAACACAGAAGCCCUCCGAGUCCGUCGACGAAUAUGUCGUCCGCCUGCGUCAUCUAGCCAACUCUUGUGAGUUCGGUGACUUGAAGGACUCUCUCAUCCGAGAUCGGAUAGUCAUAGGUACUACCGAUGAGAGUGGACGUGAACGCCUUUUGAGGGAACGGCCGGUGCCAAGCCUAGAUAAGCUGGUGGAAAGCCUUCGAGCUGCCGAGAUCUCAAGAACUCACCGACAAGUGAUAAGCGGGAAACCAUACUCGAGCCAGGCAGAAAUCAUUCACCAUACAGAUAAGAGGCAGCCGAACAGAAGAAACAACAAAAGAAAGGGCCGGGGUAACAACGGUGGACAACAAAAAACAAACGGGAACCAAAGAAGGCAAACCCAAGACCGUAGACCACCAACCCCGGGAAGCCAUAACUCCUCCACCUCCUGUCACUGGUGUGGAAAAAAGGCAGACCAUGUCAAGAAAGAUUGUCCUGCUAAGGAUGCAAAGUGCCGUAACUGCGGCAAAACAGGCCACUACGCCGUAGUCUGUCGGUCAAACAAACAAGUGCAUGAAGUAAAUAGAGAAGAGGAAGGAAGCUACCAGGAAGAUUACUAUUUAGACGACUGCUACUUCAUGGGCGAAGUGAGCACCACCAACGAUGAAUUCUGGUCAGCGGAAGUGCUCAUAAACCACAACCCCUGUACCUUGAAACUUGAUAGUGGGUCAAAGGUGACAGUGGUUGGCGACAAGGCACCGUGGUUGGAAAACCGGCGACUGGACAAGGCGACAAGCAUGUUCAGAGGACCCGGUGGAGUGAACUUGUCCCACUUGAUAAAAGGACAGAUAACAGACGCCUUAUUUGCAGUCGGAGGGAGGACACACCGCGAAAAUGUCUACGUCAUGAAGAACCAAUCUAAGAAUCUACUUUCCAAGUCAGCAAUCCAGGCACUCCAGCUGUUAAUACCGUCAGCAGCAGUGCACAAUGUGGAGACCGCCCCUAAUUUCAAGGCAGAAUUCCCCGAGUUAUUCAAAGGGCUGGGCCUUAUGAAGGAUAAGUACAAGAUACCUCUGAAACCGGACGCAGUAUCAGUUUGUCUAUACACACCCCGACGUGUACCACACCCACUUCUCCCUAAGGUCAAAGAGAAGCUACUGGCCAUGGUUCGUCAGAAGGUAAUCUCACCAGUAAGUGAGCCCACAGACUGGUGCUCAGGCAUGGUGAUCGCUCCCAAGCGCAAUGGUGAUGUAAGGAUCUGCGUUGACCUGACACCGCUGAACAAGGCAGUAAAACGAGAGAUCCACCCUAUGGCAAGUGUCGACGAGAACUUGGCAAAGCUUAAGGACAGCAAAAUCUUCACCAAGCUAGACGCCAACUCUGGAUUUUGGCAAAUACCCCUCGACGAGGAGUCUCGGUUGCUCACCACCUUUGUCCCACCAUUUGGCAGGUACUGCUUCAACCGCCUCCCAUUUGGAAUCAGCUCAGCCCCUGAGAUAUUUCAGCGUACCAUGUCUCGAAUCGUAGAGGGCAUCGAUGGCACAGUUUGUCACAUGGAUGACAUCCUCAUACAUGGGCCGACACAGGAGCUUCACGACAGCCGUGUCCGAAAAGUGUUACAGCGGCUCAAGGACGCUGGAGUCAAAUUGAACGAGAAAUGUGAGUUCUCUAAACAGCGCAUGAAGUUUCUCGGGCAUGUAAUCUCGGAGGAUGGGGUAGAAGCAGACCCGGAGAAAAAAGCAAUCCAAGAUUUUCUCCGACCUACCACUGUGACAGAGCUCCAGCGUUUCAAUGGUAUGGUCAACCAGCUGGCCAAAUUUAUACCCGACGUAGCAACCAUCAAUGAGCCCCUACGCCAGCUACUUAAGAAAGAGCAGCAGUGGCUUUGGGAUCAGCCUCAGGAAAGGGCCUUUCAGGCGAUCAAGACGAAACUUACCUCUACAGAUGUGCUGGCACACUACGAUCCAAACAAACGAAGCAUCGUCGCUGCCGUGCAUGCCAGGACGGGCUUGGAGCAGUCUUACUGCAAAGCGACAGCAGCGGUAACCGGCGCCCAAUCGCCUUCGCUUCACGCUCUCUAA
Molecule: messenger RNA, 3091 nt
Organism: Nematostella vectensis (starlet sea anemone)
Lineage: Eukaryota; Metazoa; Cnidaria; Anthozoa; Actiniaria; Edwardsiidae
Exons: 2
Coding region: 713-3091 (792 amino acids)
Molecular function (GO): zinc ion binding; nucleic acid binding
Source: RefSeq, a predicted model, not a curated record